UGUCAUUUUGUGGUUGAAGAUUUGGUGGUUAUGUUUUCGUUACAAAGUUAAUAUUGGUGUAAAUAAACUAUUGGAUGACUAUAUAAUAUCGCAUAAGAAUUGAAAUAAUAAAACUAAGCUUAUUACCCACACUUCUUCAAAUUACGCACUAUCCUAAUCAGAAUCUUUGUUUUUUAUUCCCUUUUCAAUUAUGGUGGAUUACAACUUUUAAAAAUAAUAAAUAAAAUCGCACAGACUAUCGUUCGUCCUUCAUAUAGUUAAAACAACUAUUAGAAUCUUCUAUAUUCUUUCAAAAUGGCUAGAAAUGCAGAAAAGGCUAUGACGACGUUGGCGCGAUGGCGUGCGGCGCAAGUGCAAGAGGCGGGUGGGCAGCGCGAGCGUCGACCGUACCUUGCUUCCGAAUGUAAUGACCUGCCGCAAGCUGAGAAGUGGCGGCUGCAGAUCGUCAGGGAGAUUGCUAAGAAAGUCGCACAAAUACAAAAUGCCGGUUUAGGUGAAUUUAGGAUACGCGAUUUGAACGAUGAGAUAAACAAAUUGAUGCGCGAGAAGCGUCACUGGGAGGUGCAGAUCAAGUCGCUGGGUGGGCCGGAUCAUGCGCGCGUCGGACCACGCAUGCUCGACCAAGACGGGAAAGAGGUACCAGGCAACAGAGGGUAUAAGUAUUUCGGAGCCGCUAAAGACCUACCAGGCGUGCGUGAGCUAUUCGAGCAGGAGCCGCCACCACCGGCACGACGCACGCGUGCAGACCUCAUGCGCGAUGUUGACGCAGACUACUAUGGCUACCGCGACGACGACGACGGUCUCCUGCUGCCGCUGGAGAAGAACGCCGAAAAGCAUGCGAUUGCACGGGCAGUGGAAGAAUGGAAACGGAAUAAAGAACAGAACAAAGAUCAAGAUUUACCUGAAGAGGAAAAUAUUUAUCCAGAAGAUCCUGAUGACAAGAGGAUAGAAGAUGACGAGGAGAUGCCAGAGAAACCCCCCGCCCCCACGCUGGUCGCGGUGCCCUCGCAGAAGGACAUAGAGGAAGCGCUGCUCAGGCGGAAGAAGCAGGAACUUCUAGAACGAUACGGCUGUCUAGAUGUUAAAUUAGAAAAUAGCUGAUAUAUGUUUAAAUGUAAUAAAUAGUACAUUU
Papilio xuthus (Asian swallowtail) is the source of this 1132-nucleotide messenger RNA. Its product is annotated as pre-mRNA-splicing factor ISY1 homolog. Gene Ontology annotation, biological process: generation of catalytic spliceosome for second transesterification step. The record is from RefSeq and is a predicted model, not a curated record. The transcript is spliced from 8 exons. Lineage: Eukaryota; Metazoa; Arthropoda; Insecta; Lepidoptera; Papilionidae. Bases 295 to 1101 code for a protein of 268 amino acids.